UCUGUCCUCUGUGAGGCAUCGGCUCAUGAAAGUCCAGCAGGCACCGCACUUCUAGAUCUCUAUAUACUCCCUUGGAAGAUGUCGUGGGAUUCCAAGUCGGCAUCGCGCCGACGUCAAAGCAGUAAUGCCGGCGCCCCCAAGAACCUCCCCAUCCACACCCGUCAAGAGUCCAGGCCAACAACCACCGAGCCGAAGUCGAGCCACGUAACGGACGAUUUUCUCCAGGACUUUUUGGACCCUUCGUUCGACCCUGCCGCUUAUUUGAACGCCACGCUCUCGCCUCUUCAGCAUGGGAGCAGUCAAUCGUCACGAAGCGGUGGCCAGGCCAUCCCGCUGGCGGAACUGUCCAAUGAGGCGCAGACGCUGCUGUCUCAUCUGAACAUUCAUACGACGAGGCUUUCGGGCACGCUCACCCAGAUGACGGACGACAUUCUGAGAAGCGGCAGUCGACUUGCAUAUGAGGUCGAGCUUCUGCGAGGCGAGACAUUGAGUCUUGCAGAGACCAUGAAUGAGACGUUGCAGGAGGACAUCAAGAAGUUCGCGCCCGGUGGCCUUGGAGAGCGUCCUACGCAGGGUGCUACGGACGAGACAGGCCUCAAGGCUACGGAUGGAGAGGAAAGGAGAGGAUCUUCCGGGGCCAUUAAGGCAGACGAGAACACGUUUACGGAGCGAGAUACGCCUCAAGAGCCACCGUACAUUCACCAGCUACGGACCUUGACGGUCGUUCGCUCCCGCCUUGACACCGUCAUCAAGACUUUUGGCGACGCCAUGGAGUUCGUCUUCCCACCGUCAGAGCUCUCGGUUAGCUCAUCCUUCCUGUCCGUCUCGGCGCCGGAUCCCGGGGCGGAGCAGCACAGUACGGAAGAGAAGGGACAGCAGGUCCUCCAGCAGCUGCGGGACGAGAUCUCACAGCUGCUGACCAAGUCGGAGGACCCGGUGAAGGGGAUCGAGGAGGCGGCGCAGCGUAUCGAAGAGCUCAAGGAGCUGAACAAGGUGUGGAAAGGAACGGCGGAGGAGAAAGGCAGGACAAGGUUCAUCGAGAGUCUGGCCAAAAUGGUCGAAGACCGGCACAGGGAUCUCAUGAGGGAGGCUGACAAGGCGAGUAGGAGGGAUGGGGCCGAUGGACGGGCGAGGAAAGGGAGUAUUCAUGCCGAUGCGGCGGAGAACAAGACGUAUCUUGGAGGCUAUGGCUUGAUGAGCCAGCUCCAGAAGCUCAGAAAUGGAUUGUAGGGCCUGGCCCGGCAUUGGCAGGGAAAUGCGAAGAUGAUUCAAAUCCCAGCUCACGAUUGCGUUGUUGGGGAAGCUUUCCGUGGUCCAGUACCUUACGCUCGCCAGUGAUGCCCUAACAGAGCGCCUGGCCUGUACUUGUUCCUAGGUAUAUUACAGAAUGACAGCGAGGUCCCUAC
Molecule: messenger RNA, 1406 nt
Organism: Colletotrichum destructivum
Lineage: Eukaryota; Fungi; Ascomycota; Sordariomycetes; Glomerellales; Glomerellaceae
Exons: 1
Coding region: 79-1230 (383 amino acids)
Source: RefSeq, a predicted model, not a curated record